Beta vulgaris subsp. vulgaris (sugar beet) is the source of this 1107-nucleotide messenger RNA. RefSeq names its product zinc finger protein STOP1 homolog. The transcript has a single exon. NCBI's taxonomy places the organism in Eukaryota, Viridiplantae, Streptophyta, Magnoliopsida, Caryophyllales, Amaranthaceae. The coding region runs from base 111 to 974 and encodes 287 amino acids. Gene Ontology annotation, biological process: response to aluminum ion; response to acidic pH. The record is from RefSeq and is a predicted model, not a curated record.
CAUGAUACCAAGUUACCAACAUCUAUUGGACAUUUCCAAUCUUGUAGUCCUAUGACUCCUAUCCAGUAUCCAUCCACCCCAAAUAUUCCCAAUCUCACUUCCACAUAAAAAUGGCAAAUUCCAACAACACCCUUCCUCUUCCACCACCGGAACCCCCCACCACAGGCGACCCACUAAAAAACCUCUCAGCGAUCCGCCACCGAGUCGACUCACUGAGUCACAUCCUAUCAAACUCGGUCAACGGCAACACCCCACUCUCAAGACCCGAAUCCGAUACGAUCUCAUCCGAGUUAACCUCCGCCAUCCAUCACAUCAUCAUCAAUGGCGCAGCCCUACUCUCCUCCUCCUCCCACACCCCAAAAUCAGACGCCCAAGAUUUCGAGAUCGUUGAGCUUGACGUGAUGGAACUCACAGCAGAUCACUCGCACACAUGCCAUGUUUGCGGGAAAGGGUUCAAACGAGACGCUAACUUACGGAUGCACAUGCGCGCACACGGUGAGAAGUUCAAAACCCUCGAAUCUCUCUCCAACCCCAACAACAACCACAACAACAACAACAACGUUAAAGUGAGAUUCUCGUGUCCUUAUGUCGGGUGCAACAGGAAUAAGAAGCAUAAGGAUUUCCGACCGUUGAAAUCGGUGGUUUGUGUGAAGAACCAUUUUAGGAGAAGUCAUUGUCCGAAGAAGUAUUCGUGUAGUCGAUGUAAGAAGAAGUGUUUUUCAAUGUUGUCAGAUUUGAAGAAUCAUAUGAAACAUUGUAAUGUGGAAGAUGAGAAUCAGUGGAUAUGUUCAUGUGGGAUCAAGUUUUUGAAAAAAGAUGACUUGUUUGAGCAUAUGGGAUUAUUUGAAGGACAUAUGCCAAUUGCUGAUAAUAACAAUAAUGAUGCUAAUUUUGGAUUGAUUGAGGUUGAGGAUUAUCAAGGAUUGCCAGAAAUGGAUCUGUGGUCUUCAAUUGAGGAUUUGGUUCGUUUCUGAUUGUAGGUGUUUGUUUUUGAGUUUUUGUUCUGUUUUUUGUUUACUUGGAUUGUUUUUUGUAUGUUGUUAUACAUAUGGUAGAAUACUUCGAAAUUUUGGAUUUUAUUUGAAGUGACCGCAUAAUUUUUGUUAA